This is a messenger RNA of Lasiosphaeria miniovina, 870 nucleotides long. Its product is annotated as CHAT domain-containing protein. NCBI's taxonomy places the organism in Eukaryota, Fungi, Ascomycota, Sordariomycetes, Sordariales, Lasiosphaeriaceae. The transcript has 3 exons. The coding region runs from base 1 to 870 and encodes 289 amino acids. The record is from RefSeq and is a predicted model, not a curated record.
AUGGACAAUAUCACAAGAGGAGGGCCCGUCGUCAUGAUCAACAGAGGGGACUACCCGAUACAGGUCUUACCCUUACCCAGGCUUUCCACAGAGGAGAUCGAAGAAAAGACGAAGCAAGGCAAUCUUGGAAGUCCUCAAGUUCUCGAAUGGCUUUGGGAUAUUGUCGCAGGCCCGGUCCUAGAAGCGCUUGGGCUCACGCAACCGCCGCCCUCGGAUGGCGAUGAUGACUGGCCACGUGUGCGGUGGGUUCCCGUCGGCGCCCCGAGCAGAUUCCCGCUCCACGCGGCAGGACGACACGAUAAGCGCUCCAACGAAGCAGUAAUCGACAAGGUGAUGUCCUCGUAUAGCCCGUCCAUCGGAGCCAUCAGGCAGGGCAUGAAACUUCGCCAUGAGAAGUCUACGGUUGCCAAGGCGCUGCUUGUCGCCGUUGAGCACACCCCAGGCAGCACAAAACUCCCCUUUGCAACGAAAGAGGUGGCCAUGCUGCGCAGACAUUUUUGCGAGUCUACGUCAAUACAGCCUAUCGAGCUAGAACGACGAUGCACGGAAGAGGUCCUCUCCCAUCUGCGAGAUUGCGACAUCUUCCAUUUCGCCGGUCAUGACUACACAGACCCCAACAACCCCCUGCGGUGCCACUUGCGCCUAGAGGACUGGAAGGACAAUCCCCUCGAGGUAGCUGAUCUGCUGGCGAUCAACCUGCGCGAGCGGCCCCCGUUCCUCGCCUACCUUUCGGCGUGCGGGGCCGGAAAAAUCGACGACGAAAAACACCUCGACCAAAACCUGAACCUGAUCAGCGCGAUCAUGCACCAAGGGAUACGAGACGGGGGCAUGACGGAUGUGUCUGUGUGUCGGGCUCCACAGAGCGAGUAG